UUCGUUCAUUUGUUAAUUUAUCUCUCCGUUCACCUUUCAAUGAGUGUUCCUUUGUUAUUUCAGGCAAUUUGUUGUGCAAUUCUUUUCUUGGCUGGUAAAGUUGAUCUCGCAGCAAUAUGUUCAGAACCAGCAAACCUUGCGGAGCAAUACGCUCAAUACAUGGCUAAAGAAACGGAAUCAAGCGUCAAGGAAUACCUAGACUCAUUUCCAACCAACAACACCCUUCCUGAUGAGGAGGAACAACUCAUCUACGGUGACAAAACCUGUCCCGCUAGUCUCCAAUCCAUCACAACUGACCCUAACAGUAAAGUUUUCGAGAGAACAACUUGUCCCUUUUUUCUCGUAGCUUCUCAUCUAUCCACUCGGUACCCAAAGAUUAUAAACGAGGCUCGCUGCAAGUGUCAAGCCUGUCUGGAAGAAAAAGGUCACAGCACCAUUACCGGAUGUGAACCCGUGUAUCGGCCAGUCAGAGUCCUUUUGAGGACCGGAAGCUGUGUUAAUGGGGUGUACCAAUAUUCAUCAGCCAUGUAUAUGAAGCAAGAAGGAUGUACAUGUGCCAAAAAGAGGGAAGCUCUCUCAGUCCCAGUGUCCAACACGAGUUCUAAUGACGAUCCCAUUACUAUGUAACGUAGAGGAUAAUGUCUACCCCAGUCUUUCAAAGAAAGUCUCUGACGAUGAUAUUCAAUGUUGUGUGAAUGUGUAUGCAUGUAAUAUCGGUGGCAUUUUUGUAUGCAUACUUACUUCUUACGCAUUUGACCAGUUUCCGUCUCCACGAUAACAUAUAUUUUGUAGGGUUUUCUUAAUACUACAUAGUAGACAUCAUUCUGUUUCUCCAUAUAAUUUUUCCCAGUAAAAUAAAGUUAAUAAUUUUAGAGUAAUUUGAAUUUUGUUCUUGGCAAUUGAAAAAAAGACGUCAAUUUUGUAUUUGCGAUAGAUAUUUGGUAAUGCUACCUUGCUAAGUAAAUUGCUAAAGAUACUAGUAUUAGGCUGAUCUUCCUCGAUUUACGACAAGAUGUUUACAUUAGUAAGUAGGCAGGUGAUGUCCCAUCUUGUCAGUUGGCGGUACAUGUACAUAAGUUUUUAUUAACUAUGGUUAGUUUUCUUAUGAUGUAAUUUUACUAUUAAUGAUUGAGUACAUGAACAGUUUUACAUUUAUUUGUACGUGUUUGUAUCAUCAAUUUCUAUUAUGACUCAGGGACACUUCCUUGUCAUCCGUAUUGUAUUUUUAACGCGGGUGCAUAAUGUAAAAAUGUAUGCUUUUUCUUGUCAAACAUUUUUUUUUUUACUGAAACGGUGCUUUUUGGCAUAAUAUUGUCCCUAUUCUAUUUAAUCUAACUGUAUAUGUCUUUGUUUAUUGUCAUUUAUUGAACUCGUAUUUGAAUAAAUCACCAUUCUUAGUUUUUAAGGUCGUUGUUACUGUUAUGAUUUCACAGGGCUGACAAACAAACAAAGUAAAUUUCAA
Messenger RNA from Ostrea edulis (European flat oyster), 1462 nucleotides. Its product is annotated as interleukin 17-like protein. Lineage: Eukaryota; Metazoa; Mollusca; Bivalvia; Ostreida; Ostreidae. Gene Ontology annotation, cellular component: extracellular region. Gene Ontology annotation, molecular function: cytokine activity. The transcript has a single exon. Bases 40 to 627 code for a protein of 195 amino acids. The record is from RefSeq and is a predicted model, not a curated record.